ACCACAAAACCUUCCUCCAUUACGGCGCUUUUCGUUUUCGUGUUUUAGGGUUUCCGAUCGAGAUCGCGGCGAGGACUGAAGCCGGAGCGGAGAAGAAGACAUGGUGCACGUCUCUUUCUACAGGAACUAUGGAAAGACGUUCAAGAAACCUCGUCGUCCUUAUGAGAAGGAGCGUCUGGAUGCAGAACUUAAACUUGUAGGUGAAUAUGGGCUUCGUUGUAAAAGGGAGCUAUGGAGGGUUCAAUAUGCAUUGAGCCGAAUCCGUAAUAACGCAAGAAUGCUUUUAACUCUGGAUGAAAAGAAUCCGCGUAGGAUUUUUGAGGGAGAGGCUCUGCUUAGGAGGAUGAACAGGUAUGGACUUUUGGAUGAGAGUCAAAACAAGCUUGAUUAUGUUUUGGCACUUACGGUGGAGAAUUUCCUUGAGCGUCGUCUUCAAACCCUCGUAUUCAAGUCUGGAAUGGCGAAGUCUAUUCAUCAUGCUAGAGUGCUCAUCAGGCAAAAGCAUAUAAGGGUUGGGAGGCAGGUGGUUAACAUCCCUUCUUUCAUGGUGAGAGUUGAUUCUCAAAAGCACAUAGACUUCUCUCUCACUAGUCCAUUUGGUGGUGGUCGCCCCGGAAGAGUGAAGAGAAGGAACCAGAAGGCAGCCGCCAAGAAGGCUGCUGGUGGAGAUGGAGAUGAAGAAGACGAGGAUUGAGUUAUCGAGUAAACACAUAAUCCGAGAUGAUGGUAAAAGAUUAGCCAAGGAUCUCAGGUAUCUGAGAUUAACCUCAAGUCCUGUUUCCUUCUCCAGCUAACCUUGAGCUUUCUCUGUUGAUGAAAAUGUUAUGUUUUCUAGAAGUUUUGCUUUGAUUAAUUUUCAUUUAGAGAUCUUGAUUGUUCUUCGGUGGUGGCACUAGUUUUCAAUUUUGGACAAGCUUCUCUUUGGAUUUUGUUGUCACAUUUUUUAUGCCAUGAUAGGACUUCACUAAAAAUUCCUCUGCA
This is a messenger RNA of Cucurbita moschata (crookneck pumpkin), 981 nucleotides long. Its product is annotated as 40S ribosomal protein S9-2. NCBI's taxonomy places the organism in Eukaryota, Viridiplantae, Streptophyta, Magnoliopsida, Cucurbitales, Cucurbitaceae. Gene Ontology annotation, molecular function: rRNA binding; structural constituent of ribosome. The transcript has 3 exons. The record is from RefSeq and is a predicted model, not a curated record. Gene Ontology annotation, biological process: translation; positive regulation of translational fidelity. The coding region runs from base 101 to 694 and encodes 197 amino acids. Gene Ontology annotation, cellular component: cytosolic small ribosomal subunit.